Messenger RNA from Coregonus sp. 'balchen', 786 nucleotides. The record is from the annotation of a GenBank genome assembly. NCBI's taxonomy places the organism in Eukaryota, Metazoa, Chordata, Actinopteri, Salmoniformes, Salmonidae.
AUGGCAGAGCCGCGGAGAGUAGCUGGAACUGAAAGAAUCGGCGCGCAGGAAUAUGAAGCUGUUUCUCUAUAUGAGGAAUACGAGUGUAAAAUAUGCUACAAUUACUUCGACCUGGACCGGCGGACCCCCAAAAUCCUGGAAUGUUUCCACACUUUCUGCGAGGAGUGUCUGAAUACUCUCCACCUCCGUGAGGACCGAGGAUGGCGCAUCGGCUGCCCUCUCUGUCGCCAACGGACUCCGGUGCCAGAGUACCGGAUACACAACCUCCCCAACAACAUUACAGUCACCGACGCUUAUCCGUUCUACAUCCAGGAUGACAGUCUGCCGCAGGACAGCCUGCCACCGUAUCCUCCUCCUCUGCACCCAGCGCUCACGGCCGCGUACCACCGCGAGGAGGCGAACGUGGCAGCGGCAGCUGCGCAGGACCAGGCUAUCCCGUAUGUAGCUGUGGUUAGAGAUAAUGCCGCUGCCGCGAACUCUUACGACAGGGCGGGAUACGAGAGCUGUCAGAACUGCAGGCACAUCGCACUGACCACAGGCUGUGUGUGCGCCAUUUUCGCCUUCGUUUCCAUGCUUGUGCUGCUGUUUCUGGGACUCAUAUUCGUACAUAACUUCAACAACCCUCCGUCUCCAGUCGGCCCUAUCUGUCUGUCUGUAGCCAGCACCAUGGCCAUGUUCUCUGUUGUUAUCACGUGGUUGGUGUGCUGGCUGAGAUACAGACCUGACCCGGAACCCGGACAUUCUGCCUCGUCCAAUCCCAGCAGGAGACAUUUAAAUGUUUUAUGA